This is a messenger RNA of Paramisgurnus dabryanus, 3234 nucleotides long. The record is from RefSeq and is a predicted model, not a curated record. Lineage: Eukaryota; Metazoa; Chordata; Actinopteri; Cypriniformes; Cobitidae.
UAAACGUAUAGCCAUUGAUAGAAAACCCGGACAUUGUUAGCACGUCUGAAACUUCUUCAUGUGACAGUGAGUCUAAACUCCACCUGAACUGCUGAACUGAACAUUAAAAAUCUUUGCAAAGGACUUUAACUGCUAAAGCAGAAGAAAACGAGUCUGUGGACAUCAGGUUUUCUACAAUGUCUGCAAUAUGGGAGGAAGUACCGAGAGAUGAAAAUCUGAUCAAACAUCUUCAGGAGAUUGCUAAAGACACAGCACUUUUACAUGGAGUGUUGAUGCGGACCAAAGAAUCUCCAAACUCACCUGAGGUGGUGAGUUAUGCACCGUUCACAUUGUUUCCCACACGAGUGCCCAGGACUGUUUUUAAUCAAGCACUGGCAGUGCAAACACAUUUUAAUCGUCUGGUGGACCGGGUCAGUCAGGACCCUGCGUUUUUAGAGGAAACUCUGGCUAGCACCAUCAAAGUUGAUGAUUUUACAGCCAGACUUUUUAGCAUAUACAGAGAAGUUCGACGGGAAAGUCAACUCCAGACGGUAGUUCUGGGUCUAAAUCGCUCAGACUACAUGUUAGACCAGAGUCCAGAUGGUAGGACGUCCCUAAAGCAGAUUGAAAUCAACACCAUUGCUGCAAGUUUCGGUGGUCUUGCUUCACGGACACCAGAUGUCCAUCGUCACAUUCUGAAGGUUGCAAACCAGUUAGAGGAACGAAAUCAAAUUCUGGACAACAAUCCAGCAGAAGGUUUGGCGAGAGGUUUGGCAAAGGCCUGGGAGCUCUAUGGAUCUGAGAGAGCAGUGGUGAUGUUUCUGGUUGAGGAAGUCCAGAGGAACAUUUAUGACCACCGAUAUGUAGAAAAUGAGCUGUGGAAAAAAAACAUUCCUGUUAUCAGAAGACAGUUUGAAGAUGUUUGCAGAACUGGAUCUCUAGACCAAAGCAGGAAACUUUUUGUAGAUGGCAGAGAGAUUGCUGUCGUUUAUUUCCGUAACGGAUACAUGCCUCAAAACUACACAUCAGAGCAGAGUUGGGACGCACGUCUGAUGAUGGAGCGCUCUCUGGCUGUGAAAUGUCCAGACAUCAGCACCCACCUUGCUGGUACCAAGAAGGUCCAGCAGGAGUUGGCCCGACCAGGGGUACUCGAGCGCUUCUUCCCUGAUGAACCCGAAACAGUCGCUCAGAUCCGGGCCACUUUUGCUGGACUGUACACCUUGGACAUGGGAGAAGAGGGAGAUAAAACAGUGGCAAUGGCUUUAGCCAAUCCUGAUCGAUAUGUGCUUAAACCUCAGAGGGAGGGGGGUGGUAAUAACAUAUAUGGCCAGGAGAUCUGUGCGGUGCUGGAGAAGUUAAAGGACUCAAGUGAAAGAUCUGCAUAUAUCCUAAUGGACAAGAUCCAGCCUAUCCCAGUGCAGAAUUACCUGCUCCGGCCAGGAGAUCCUAUCAGACUCAAAUCCUGUCUGAGUGAGCUGGGUGUGUUUGGAGCGUAUGUCAGGAAAGGCAAAGACAUGCUGUUUAAUGAAUGUGUGGGACACUUGCUGAGGACCAAGAGCUCUGAAUAUGCAGACGGUGGUGUGGCUGCAGGAGUUGCCGUUUUGGACAACCCACUGCUUUUCUGAACUACACUGCCACCAAGUGGACACAAACAGAACUACAUUAAGACAAAAGUGCAAAUGGCACAACAUCAUGGAUGUCAUGAUGUCAUGAACAUCAUUUUACCAUACAAAUAAAAAAUUACAAAAUUAGAAAGGUUCACUGUACAUUGUAAGAAAUGACACAUUUUCUGUGAAUCAAAAUUUUUAUAUUCACCUGACAGCAAUUUAUCAAUUUAGUUAAAAAAAAACUACAGUAACAGAUUAUGACACAAAGGUCAACAUUUUGCAGAUGGUUUUAUUUUUUGGUAUCCUUACCAAUCUGUAAUGUUCUCCUGCAAGCCGUGUCUUCUGCUCUGCUAAGAUGGAUAGUGAUGAUGAAAACUGAGUGGAUCCUAGUUUCAAAGCAAAAGUCAAAGCAAUCAAGAAAAACUGUAAAUCCUACUGGAAUAUGUCCCAAAACACACUACAAAAAAAUAAUUUUGUAGUGGUUUCAAUUGUAAAAGCUAAUGGUUCCUUUUGGUAUUUUAAUGGAAACCAUUAGAAUUUCUGUGAUGGUUUCUAUUGUUUUUUCAGCAGGGUUUAGACAAGUUGUAAGUGAAUGGCAUUUACAUUUUGUCUGCUUAAAAUAUUGAUAUGCUUACAACAAAAGUGGGAGAGUUUGGGACGCACAGUGCUGCGCCCCAAGGCAGAUCAGAAACAAGCCAAUUAGAGCUCAGCCUUAAGUCACAAAUUUACGGACCUACAUACACACUCGUUUGGGUGGCGCCCCAGUCACACACACACAUGGCCGUAGCUACCAUUGAGGACACCAAGGUCAGGUCCUGUAGUUUUUUCUUAAAGUUUCGUUUCAUUUUGAUUUGAAAAUAGCCGACAAGACAAUUAUCCUUGCAUCUACGGACCAUCACGUGACACACAUACUUGCAGUUACCGCUGCCAUCUCAAAACGAAAGUAGUCGGCUAUAGCGGAGUGUUUCCUAAACCAAUUAAAGAAGAACGCAAUGCAGUUUCUCGCACAUCUCACAUAAACUUCAAUACCCACAAAAUCAUUGUUCAAAAUAAAGUUGACGCUAUGAUAAAUUUCUGCCUGUGAUUUUCAUUAAAAUGACCGAAAAUGAAAAGGCUGCAACAAACUAAAUUAUCCUUUGAAAAAUCAGCAGAAGAUGAGCAGACAAAGAGAAGGAGGGAAGGUGAGAAAGUUAAUGGUAUGCAGCAAAUAGCCUAAAAUAUGAGAUGCAAUAGGGCUACCAAUGAGAUUCAAACCUAUAUCCUACUGAAAUGCUGAAAUCCAGUGGCUAGCUAAUCUGCACUGACAGUCAAGCUAAUGUUAUACGGAUAAUUGUUGUGAAGUGAUGGAUAGCCUAUUACCUUUAAAUAAGCAUGGCCUGCACUUUGUGCUUGUAUGUUAAUAAACCUGUUAACUGAACUCUGGCCUGCACACUCCAAAAAAAUUGCCGCAUUUUUGUCAAAUCAACACAUUUUUUGAUACUUUAACUUAAAAAAUGUAAGUUUUUUUUACAGUGUGUUGUGAGACAUUACAUCAUUAUUAUUAUGUUAAAUUCAACAGAGGAGACAGGAGAGAGGGGAGAAAUAGUUAAAAGGAGAAGGGAGGUGAAGGGACCUCCCAAGACCGAUACCAGAAAACACACCCACAGUU